AUGGCCCAACUCAAGGCCUCGGCCGAACCCGAACCCGUCCUCAACACUGAGCGCCAUAUCAAAUACUACCUACGAUGCCUAAAGACCUUCCUCCCCUCGGCGUAUAUAUCCAAUGACUCCAACCGCAUGCUCCUCGCCUUCCUCACAUUGACAGGCCUAGACGUCCUCAACGCCCUGGCAAGCAAAACCACGCCCGAAGAACGACAAACCUACAUCGACUGGGUGUACCACUGCCAAGUACCAUCUGGAGGAUUCCGGGGAUUCUCAGGCACAGAUUUUGGCGAACGGAAUCGCACGCCGGAGAAUGAAUCUUGGGAUCCGGCGAAUGUGCCAGCGACCUUCUUUGCGUUGGUCAAUUUGCUUGUUCUCGGUGAUGAUUUGUCGCGCGUGAAGCGGGUGGAGUGUUUACGGUGGCUUCCGAAGUUACAGCGUGGUGAUGGGAGCUUUGGGGAGGUUCUUGGACCGGGGGAGGAGAUUGAGGGAAAUAGUGAUUUGAGGUAUUGUUGUUGUGCGGCGGGGAUUCGGUUUAUACUGCGUGGAAGGAGUGCGAUGGGGGUGGAGGAGGUUGAGGAUAUCGAUGUGCCCCGGUUUAUCUCGUUUAUUCAGGCUUGCCAGAGUUACGAUGGUGGCAUGGCCGAGUCUCCAUAUCGUGAAGCCCACAUUGGAUCUCUAGAGUUUCUACGUCGCUCAUCAAUUGACACCCGACCGGUGCAGUUGUUGUCGCCUGGGUCUCAUCAGUUUGAGACUCUGGUUGCGUGGUUGGCAUCGCGACAGACGAACGAACUGGGGGAAGAAAAUGACGAAGAUGAGGAUGAGGAUGAGGAUAAGGACGAUGACGAGGAAAGCGUGGAAACUAAUAACGAUGCUGCAGCCCACCAGCCAACGGUAGACAGAGAUAUCGGGCCCCUCCGUCUAUCAACUGAUGAGAUCCUUUCACUUCCCAAGAUCGCAUCGAUACCCAGCGACACAAUACCCUGUGCCGGUUUCAAUGGCCGAUGCAACAAGGUGGCGGAUACUUGUUAUUCGUUCUGGAACGGGGCAACACUGGCGAUGCUAAACCGAUCCUCGGUGAUCGAUGACGUUCGCAAUCGGCGAUAUCUUCUAGAGAAGACGCAACAUCUCGUGGGUGGCUUUGGAAAGGUCCCGGGCGAUACCCCUGAUCUCCUCCACUCAUGUUUUGGCCUGGCCUCGCUCGCCUUCCAGGGCGAGGCUGGUCGCUCGCGCGUCGAUCCUGCACUGGUCACUACCGAGCGUGUCGUACGGCACCUAGAAUCAUUGCCGUGGCAUAAGUAG
This is a messenger RNA of Penicillium waksmanii, 1293 nucleotides long. RefSeq names its product protein geranylgeranyltransferase type I subunit CDC43 (gene cdc43). Gene Ontology annotation, cellular component: CAAX-protein geranylgeranyltransferase complex. The coding region runs from base 1 to 1293 and encodes 430 amino acids. Gene Ontology annotation, biological process: protein geranylgeranylation. The transcript is spliced from 5 exons. NCBI's taxonomy places the organism in Eukaryota, Fungi, Ascomycota, Eurotiomycetes, Eurotiales, Aspergillaceae. The record is from RefSeq and is a predicted model, not a curated record. Gene Ontology annotation, molecular function: CAAX-protein geranylgeranyltransferase activity.